CGCGGUGAACUCAACUCAACUCUUUUACUCUCUUACGAUUCUCUCUCUGAGAAAUUGAAUUGUGAAACCCAUGGCUCCGCAUGAUCUCCGCCGUCCAUUCAAACGACCGUUAAUCUCCGAUCAAGAGAGGCGCAGACAACAAUCUCUACUCCGACAGGCACAGAAUCGCCUCGACGCUCAACGCCACGCUCGCUUUUUAGCAUCCACCGCACUCUCUCUCCCCUCCCAAACCCCCGAACCUGAACCUGAACCUGAAUCCGAACCUAAUCACGAACGGGAAUCAUAUGAGAAGGAACUCGACGUAUUGGAAGCGUCGAAGCUGAAAGGUGCAGAAGCUCGGAAAUGGUUCGCGAAACAACUCAUGCUUCCCGAAUGGAUGAUCGAUAUUCCCGAAACCCUCACCAAUGACUGGUUCGUUUUUGCUAGGCCUUCAGGUAAACGGUGUUUUGUGGUUUCUAGUAACGGAACAACGAUAAGCCGUUUGAAAAAUGGUUCAAUACUUCACCGUUUUCCUUCUAAAUUGCCAAACGGUGCAAGGACAAAGGAAGUUUCCUCUGGUUCUUCUAACUCUUACUCUAUACUUGACUGCAUUUUCCACGAGCAGGAUCAAACUUACUACGUUAUCGAUAUGAUUUGUUGGCGUGGCUACUCUCUCUAUGAUUGUACUUCUGAGUUCAGGUUCUUUUGGUUGAACUCUAAGCUUGCUGAGACUGGUGCUUGUGACCCUCCUUCCUUUUAUCACAAGUAUAGAUUCAGUUUAGUUCCGGUAUACAGUUGUGACCAGAGUGGUUUGUGUGCCGCUUAUUCGGCGCCCGUGCCUUAUGUCAAAGACGGUGUUCUAUUCUAUAGCAAGCAUGCACAUUACCAGGCUGGGAUUACGCCAUUAGCAUUAGUUUGGAAGGAUGAGAAUUGCAGUCAAUAUGUUAUGGACACAGACAGUAAAGGACAAGUUCCAGAUCAACAACAGGUGGUUUUAGAGCUUCAAGAAGAUGGAAAGUUGACUACCUGUGAUGAUCCUUCUGUGGUAUUUGGCUGUUUAGAUGGAAGCUUCAUCCAGCAGUCAGAUUUGCAUUCAGGGUAUCUUCUACGGUUUGCAAUUGGAGAUGGAGGAUUGGUUUUAGUGGAUGGGAAACUUGAGAAAGCUGAUCUAAAGUAUCUUGGGAAGGCCAAUCGAGCUCGUGCCUCUGCUGAUAGUUUCUCUAAGGUUAUGUUCCAAUAUAGUGUUCGACAUUCCCCCCUCAGAAUUGAUGAUCUGCUGGGAUCUGUCAGUUUACCAGUAGAUCAAGAAAGUAAAGCAGACGACAUUGAGAUGGAUGGUUGAUAGGAUAUGCCUUACGGAUUGCAAAUAUCAGUCUUUAUCCUGAAUGCGAUGUUUGAAGUUUUCACCUUUAAUUUUGAUGAUCCACAAAAUUGCUAGCUACCAGUUACCAUACAUCUGAGAUAGAGUUGUAACUGUCAUACUCAAUUCAAGUUGUGGUUUGCCUCUGGAAUUUCUUUAACUCAUAUGAGAGCAGGUGCACACAUGCACAUUAUCUAUCUUGAGUCGAGUAUCGCAUGAUGCUAAUAGCAUGAUAUAGUGUAUCUGAUUUAUUUUUACAAUUGCAAGCAAUUUAGUGUAUUGUACAGUAUUAUAAAUUA
Messenger RNA from Cicer arietinum (chickpea), 1638 nucleotides. RefSeq lists its product as uncharacterized. Lineage: Eukaryota; Viridiplantae; Streptophyta; Magnoliopsida; Fabales; Fabaceae. The record is from RefSeq and is a predicted model, not a curated record. Gene Ontology annotation, cellular component: cytoplasm; nucleus. Gene Ontology annotation, biological process: snRNA import into nucleus.